AAGAGAAGGGAUGUUUUAAGUGCAACAUUAUUCUAUUCUACCAGCAAGAGCAACCAAAAGCAACAUCAUCAUCAUCACUAAUAAUCUGUAACUUGUGUUGAGUGAACACAGUGGAAGAAAGAGCUAACGCAGCGCCAUAACAUUUAUCAGUGACACAAGUGUGAAUCUAGUUUAAUAGUUCUCCAUUUUUUAUUUUGUGAUAUUCAAUUGUUUUAAAAUUUAUUAAAACAUUUUUUUGUGUGGGAAAUUUAAAAAAUGAAGGCAAUUACAGCUGUAUGUCCGACAACUGAUGCAACAACAGUUGCAAAUAAUCGUCGUAUAAAUCGUCGACGACGCAAUAAUAAUGUACAUAAUGAUGAAAUACAAAUGUAUAUAAGUAAAUUAAAGGAUUUAGUACCAUUUAUGCCAAAAAAUCGUAAAUUAAGUAAAUUAGAAGUGAUACAGAAUGUGAUUGAUUAUAUAUGUGAUUUACAAACAGCAUUAGAAUCACAUCCGUUAGUUAAUGGUUUCUCAUCAACAAAAUCACAAUCACCUGCCACAUUAUUAAAUACUACGUCACCAACCACACAACAUCGUAAAGUUUUAUCACAAAAUUGUCAAAAUCAACAACAGAUACAACAAAAUCAAGAUAAUAAUACAACGUCAUCAACAACAAAUUUGACAUUUCCAACAUCACCGUGUGACGUCACAUCAACGUUACUUAGAAAUAAAAUUACUACAUUAAUACCGAUUCCAGAAAAAUUAUCACCAUCAGAUGGGCGACCACUUAGUAUUUAAAUCCACAAAAAGUAAAUUU
This is a messenger RNA of Chrysoperla carnea, 796 nucleotides long. RefSeq names its product protein extra-macrochaetae (gene emc). The coding region runs from base 256 to 777 and encodes 173 amino acids. NCBI's taxonomy places the organism in Eukaryota, Metazoa, Arthropoda, Insecta, Neuroptera, Chrysopidae. Gene Ontology annotation, molecular function: protein dimerization activity; transcription regulator activity. Gene Ontology annotation, cellular component: cytoplasm; nucleus. The transcript has 2 exons. The record is from RefSeq and is a predicted model, not a curated record. Gene Ontology annotation, biological process: cell differentiation; circadian regulation of gene expression; negative regulation of transcription by RNA polymerase II.